Gymnodraco acuticeps is the source of this 6380-nucleotide messenger RNA. It is a transcript of the gene fndc3a, whose product is annotated as fibronectin type III domain containing 3A. NCBI's taxonomy places the organism in Eukaryota, Metazoa, Chordata, Actinopteri, Perciformes, Bathydraconidae. The transcript has 26 exons. The record is from RefSeq and is a predicted model, not a curated record. Bases 448 to 4206 code for a protein of 1252 amino acids. Gene Ontology annotation, molecular function: protein binding.
AGCCCUGCAUCGAUGGAGAAAUUCCUGACUUUUAUGCGAGGUGCAGGGUUGGAUGGAAAGUUAUCUCGAUAAACUGGCAAUCAGGCUAACAUUAUCGGUUCUUAGCAUCGUCUCCGUCGCUCGCUAGUCACGCCGAUCUGUUUGAGGUGUAGUCAAUACGGACGAUCGACGUUCACAUUAGGAGAGAAGCACAUCUUCAUAUCGCUUACUAUUAGCUAAGGUAGCAUUAGGGUAGCUAACACUAGCAUGUCAUAUAUUGCGUGUGUUUAUCCAGGUAGCUAGCAAGGUUUUCGGUUCAGGUGUUGCAGGAAGCAGCAGUUCACCGGUGGUUGCUGACGUAAAACAUUUCGGGGAAAGCUGCAGAUAAAUCAUCACUGUGUCACACAGACUGCUGCUGCUGUGCCUGCUGACUGAGAGUACCUCUUCAGUGGUGUGAAUGAGGGAGAUAUGGCAGACCACACCCCACCUCUGGAGUCCGGCCAGCUUCUCAACCCUGAACUCCCAAUGCUGGCCUCACCCCCGCCCCCAGCCAUGGUCAAUGGGGAUGGCCCCCAGCAGGUAAUCCUGGUGCAGGUAAACCCAGGAGAGGCCUUCACUAUUCGACGAGAGGAUGGUCAGUUUCAGUGUAUCACAGGUCCUGCUCAGGUUCCCAUGAUGUCUCCAAAUGGUUCAGUGCCUCCAAUCUAUGUGCCUCCUGGAUACGUUUCACAGAUCAUAGAAGAAAACGGAGUGCGGCGGGUUCUGGUCUUACCCCAGCAACCAGAGUUCCACCCAGGGGGCCACUCCCCCCUCCACCACCCUCCACCUCCACCCCAUGCCCACCUGCCUGCCUUCAUCCCACACCCUGCCAUGAUGCCCCCGCCGCCCCACUUGUACACGGGCAUGGGAGGGGGGGUGGGCGACAUGAGCUCUCAGUACAUCUCCCAGUACCAUCCAGCUCAUAUCUACUCGGAGCAGGUCUCUUCAGAUUCUCACCCCCAACAUGGACGCCCGCUGUUUUCUCACAGAGACGACAGAACUAGCAAAACGUACGAGCGUCUGCAGAAGAAACUGAAGGACCGUCAGGGAUGUGGAGGGGGAGGGCAGGUCAAGGACAGCCCUCCCUCCUCGCCGCAGAAAACUCGCAGCAGCCCCCUGACCGUGGACAUUCACAACGGCGUCGGAGGGAAAGCGCUGGAGGCGGAGCAGGGACCGCUCAGCCAUGCAGUGGCCGGGCCCGACAAACAGAGAGGCAGGGGGAGACAUGGAGAGUCAGGAGAGCUGGAUGAGGAAGCUCAAGCCCUGCAAGCGCUCCUGAGUACCAUCAGUACACCAGUGGUGUCAGACAUCCAGGGCAGAGGAGUGGUUGUGAGCUGGAGUGCGCCCGCCAGGCCAGAGAGUGACAACGGCAGUGUGGAGGACGACUGCAGCCCCACGGAGCCCCUCAGCUAUGAGGUCUCCAUCUCAUUUAGCGGCAAAGAUGGAAAAUACAACAGCAUGUACUGCGGGGAAGAAAUAAGUGCUACUUUAGAAGACCUUCGACCAGCAACAGACUAUCAUGUCAGGGUCCAGGCCAUGUGUAACUGUUUACAGGGAAGCCCGUCGGAGGCUGUGAACUUCACCACUCUGAGCUCAGAGCCGGAUCUUCCCAAUGCUCCCAGGAAGGCCAGUGGGACCAAGAACACACUCGUACUCCAGUGGAAGCCUCCAUGUGACAACGGUUCCAAAAUCCAAAACUACGUUCUUCAAUGGGAUGAGGGGAAGGGCACUGGCAUCUACGAGCAGUGCUACUAUGGACCUCAGAAGCAGUACAGAGUGACCAAGCUCUCCCCGGCUUCAAGAUACUCCUUCCGCCUUGCAGCUAAGAAUGACAUGGGUGCAAGCGAGUUCAGUGAAGUGGUGGACCUGUUCACCUCAUGCAGUGUGCCAUUACCACCCUUCCCUCCAGAGCUGGAGAUGGCAGGGGUGACCUGGCUGUGUAUGAAGUGGCAGAGGCCCACUAGCUCUCCCAAGGAGGAUGACAUCUACUAUGUUUUGGAGAUGGAGGAGGAAGGCUCGGGAUAUGGCUUCCAGCCAAGCUACGACGGAGACGAGCUCUCCUGCACCGUCAAGAAUCUCCACAGAAGUACCAAGUACAAGUUCAGGGUGGCAGCAUACAACUCAGAGGGGAAAAGUAACCCCAGCCCAGUGGUGGAGUUCAUCACUAACCCAGACAGACCUGGCAGCCCCUGCAGGCCUGUCAUCAGAGGCAGAGUCAUGCCCAACAGCUUCAAGAUGACCUGGGAACCCCCGAAAGAAAGCGGCGGAGCAGAAAUCACUAAGUAUGUCGUGGAGCUGUCUGAGGGCUUAAGCGGCCUUUCGUGGGAGCUGAUGUACUCGGGGCCAGCUGUGGAGCAUGUGUGUGAAGGCUUGAAGCCGGGCUGCUCCUACCAGACCCGAGUUUACUGCAUGAGCGAGGGAGGGCAGAGCCCGCUGUCGGAGACCCUGCAGGUCCAGACUCCCGCAGUGCCUCCAGGGCCCUGCCAGCCCCCUCGGCUGGUGGGCAAACCCAAAGCCAGGGAGGUGCAACUGCGCUGGGGCCCUCCACAGGUAGACGGAGGCAGCCUGGUGUCCUGCUACAGUGUGGAAGUGAGUGGGCCGCAGUCUGAGGAGAGCAGGGAGGUCUACCAGGGGCCAGAGUUGGACUGCUCUGUGGGAGGCUUAAUGCCUGGCAAAACCUACAGCUUCCGGCUCAAGGCAGCGAACAAGGCCGGGUUUGGACCUCUUACGGAGCGCUGUGAGGUCACAACCGGCCCUGGGGCCCCUGAGCAGUGCAAGGCUCCUUCCACCACAUGCAAAUCCCCCAGCUGUGUUGUUGUGAGCUGGGAGGCCCCUCCUUGCAACGGAGCUCCGGUGACCGAGUGUCGUCUGGAGUGGGGGGCAGCUGAUGGCAGCAUGCAGGUGUGUUACAGCGGACCAGUGCUCAGCCAUGAGAUGAAGGGGCUGCUGCCUGCGACCAAUUACUUCUGCCGGGUACAGGCAGUGAAUGUGGCCGGCGUGGGGCCCUUCAGCGAGGCGGUGUUGUGCCAUACCCCCUGCUCUGUUCCCGCAGCCGUCAGCAACAUCUACGCGCUGAAGGAGUCCGAUUUGCAAAGGUACGAGACACAAGUGGAAGAAGAAGAAGAAGAAGAAGAAGAAGAAGAAGAAGACGAGGAGGAGGAGGAGGAUGAGGACGGCGCUUCCCGGCCACCACCGCUCUACUCUCCGUCCACCUGCCUGGGCAUCAGGUGGGACCCCCCAUGUGAUCACGGCUCUGAGAUCACAUCCUACCUGAUUGACCUUGGAGAGCGUCAGCCCAUUGUUAUCGACCCUGUCACCAAACACGUCAUCCAGCAUCUGCAGCCCGACACCAGCUACAGGAUCCGAAUCCAAGCCCUGAACAGCCUGGGAGCCAGCCCCUUUAGCCACACCUUUAAGCUUAAGACCAAGCCCUUGCCCCCGCAGCCCCCCCGCCUGGAGUGCACUGCCUUCAGCCACCAGACCCUCAGGCUCAAGUGGGGCGAUGGCCCUGCCAAAGCCGCCACCUCAGACGCCCUCCAGUUCCAGCUGCAGAUGGGGGACAAGAGCGGCAGAUUUAUAUCCUUGUAUAAAGGACCAUGCCACACACACAAAGUCCAGAGGCUUAAUGAGUCUACCUCUUAUACGUUCCGCAUCCAGGCCUUUAAUGAGGCGGGCGAAGGGCCCUUCUCCAAUGUUUACACAUUCACCACCCCGCGCUCUCCUCCAGUCCCAGUGAAAGUACCUAAAGUGGAGCGUCUGGAUGACAACUCCUGUGAAGUCACAUGGGAAUCCCUGCCGCCCAUGAAGGGGGACCCUAUCAUCUACACCUUGCAGUGCAUGAUGGGAAACUCUGAUUUUAAACAGUCAUACAAAGGCUCUGCGACAUCCUUCCAUGUCCAGAGCCUGCAGCCCAACAGCGACUACCGUUUCCGGGUGUGUGCGAUCAGACAGUGCCAGGAGGCCCCUGAGCUGAGCGGCCCCUACAGCCCCACAGUGACCCUCUCCCCCCAGCGGAGCGACGUGGCGGUGAGCGGGGGGGCGGCCGGCUCGGGGUCCCGGGCCGGCGUGGAAUCCAACCGAGCCAGACGGAGCCUGACGGACGAGCAGUGCGCGUUCCUCCUCCUCAUGGUGUUCGCUGUUAUCGCCAUCCUCAUCGCUUUCGUCAUACAGUACUUUGUUAUUAAAUAAGCAGUUUGCGCCGCCCAGCUGCAGGGUUAUAGCUUUAUUCUUCCCCGCCCCCCCCUCUGUCUCUCUCUCUCUGUUGUUUUGUACUUAUUGUUUUCUCCCCCUGCUGUCAACAGAAUAAUUGUAUUUUCCACAUUGGGGUGCAGCGGGAAGGUGGGCUGGUGAGUGACAGCUGAAUAGCAGUUAAAAAUUGAAGAUGUAACAACUUAUUUGGCACCUGUGAUAACUCCCUGCCUCUCCUGCCUUUGUCACCCCCUCCCCACUUUGUGGUAUCUGUUGUUCAGUUCACAUUUCUGUUUCAUCAUGAUAAUGCGUGAAAAAGAAGUCAGAAAAGAGCAGGGUUUCAUUUUGGAAGAGGGUCAUGGGUAGAGGGGAGAAGGGCCGCUUCGACUCACAUACUUGUUGAUUACAGUAUAUAUAGAUACACAGAAUAUAUAUAUGUAUAGAAAUAGUCAUUAUUUAUAUUUCCAUUAAUGUGUCCAGUAUCAACCUGUUUUUUGAUAGAUGUGUUCAAAAUGUAUGUAGGUGUGUCUUUAGCCUAUGUGCUUUUUGAUCCUGGGACCUGGUGGGCCAGUGUUUGCACUGUGGGGGGGGUGUCCAGGUGUGUAUACCGUAUGUAGUUUAGUGCCACAGAGGUACACGGCUGGGGGGGCGUCAGGGCCAGAUGAAGGGGGACUUAACCCCCUGCUGGAGUUUUAGGUGGGUUUAUUGAGAGGAGGAACGGAAAUGAAAAUCUUGUUCACGCGAUAGACAGCGUUCAUUUAGCACUUUCCAACCUUUUUGAUGUUCAGAAUGUUUAAGGAUGCAAAAAUGACUGGAGAAAUGUUAGUAUAUUUUUGUACAGUGAAGACACGAGGACCUGUACGUUUGAGGAAAAAAAAUGCUCAGUAUAAAGUUAGAAAACAAACAAAAACCAAACUAACAGUGAAUUAUAAUUAUUUUUACUAUCAUAUAGUUAUACUGCUGCUUUACUCCGAAAUAUUGUUGUUCAGCACAGAAAAUGUAUGCUUACCUGUAUGUUUUUCUUUUCUUCUGUUUUUUGUUUUUCCCCAGUAAUUGAUUUUGCACCUUAGUGGAAGAAGAAACCUCGACUGACUGCGUCUUGGUCUUGCGAUGAAUUUUAUAGAACACACUUUGAGAUUGUGCAACCCUACUUGUGUUUUGGGUGUUUUAAAAGUUGUAGUACCACAUCAUGUGUCGCUGAAACAGCUGAUCUUUCUCAGCAAAAAAAAAAAAAGAGAGAAAAAAAAGUAUGUACCAGUUGUUUCAGAGGCCUUAAUUGGAGAUUUUUCUUAAUUUCUCAAGUUUUGAUUUCUUUUUUUAGUGUUUAACGACUCUAAAAUGGGUUUUAUUUACUUUUAUUUUGCAACAUUUAUUUGAUGAUAGUAAACAUAUGUAAUCAGGAGAGAAAUGGAAAGUAGUUAUAUGUAUUACUUAUGAUUUAUUUUGAUUUAUUUUGUCAGGUCAUACAUGUGUGAAGUAUAUUUUUUUAUAAUAUUGAAGUAAUAUAAGUUAAUACUCUCCAGAGAAAAUAAUACAUCCUGAGUACUCAUGAAUCAUGGAACGCAAAUGGCAGAUACAAAAUGUGUUAUAUCAUGUACUUCCUGUGAAUCUAAAUUUGCCUUUUCUCUGUGUGUUAAGUAUCUGUAACAGAUUUCUAACCCUGAGUUUUCAGUGGUGAUCUGGCUGUAGGGUCUAGUGUUGUUUGGUUUUGGGAAGAUAACUGCUGUUGCAACCGUAAAAAUGAAAUGCAGGUACCUUGCGAAACGUCUUGGAUAAUUACAUGAUUUGGUCUUUCAGACAUUCUGCAAAUGUCUGCUCUGUCAUUUAAAGAAUUCAAAAUCCUAUUUUUGAUAGCGAUUGCAACGUGUGCCAUUUUAACACCGCUUCACCCUGGGCUUACUACCUUUGGUUGGGGAGAUUAACAAAAUGCUACAAAAAUGAAUAAAAUAUGCACAAAAAUAGAGACCAUUUUUAUGUAAUUUUAAUGUUUGCAGUUACCUCAUACACCGUACAUUCCAAAAUGAAAAUUUGUUAUACUAUACAUACUACCAGACAUAUCACUUUAAAAUGUUCGUUAUGGGAAAAUGUAUAAUCAUAGAUAUGUAUCUAAAGUGUAUCUGUAUAGCCAUGAUAUCUACAAAGGAUCCAUGCACAAUAAAAGAUUUAUAAUUCUU